Rhinolophus ferrumequinum (greater horseshoe bat) is the source of this 3464-nucleotide messenger RNA. RefSeq names its product ankyrin repeat domain 49 (gene ANKRD49). Bases 334 to 1053 code for a protein of 239 amino acids. Lineage: Eukaryota; Metazoa; Chordata; Mammalia; Chiroptera; Rhinolophidae. The transcript has 3 exons. The record is from RefSeq and is a predicted model, not a curated record. Gene Ontology annotation, molecular function: protein binding.
UUCCUUCCCCGGGACCACGCUUCCAUGUUGCGUUGUGCCACCUAAGAACUCCUGGGCCUGUAGGGGUGGCUUACCUGUCGGCCGCGGCUGCGUCGUGGGUCCUAGGCAGGGCUGGAAGCGCUCCUCCGCUCCUGGCUGUUUGGAAGGCCGCUGGAGCGACGCCCGGGCCUGUGAAGUGACCAGCCGUUGCCGGAGGGCCGGGACUGGUGGCCUCCCUUACUCCCACUCCCCAGAGAUCUUGAUGAAUAAAAUAAAGCACUCAUAAUUCAUCUCUAAAAAGAUUAUUUAUACCCUGGCAUUUGAAAUGCUUUGUAUUUAGAAUUGUAGUAAAGAAUGGAAAAAGAGAAAGUAAAUGAUGAUGGACAACCAGAGCCAGAGAAUUCCUUGGACUUUUCUGAACACUUUAACCAACUUGAAUUGUUAGAAACACAUGGACAUCUUAUUCCCACUGGAACCCAAAGUCUCUGGGUAGGGAAUUCUGAUGAAGAUGAGGAGCAAGAUGAAAAAACUGAAGAGUGGUAUCAAUUGCAAGAAAAAAAAAUGGAAAAAGAUCCCAGCAAAUUGCUCCUUUGGGCUGCCGAAAAAAAUCGGCUGACGACAGUGCAGAGACUGCUUGCUGAAAAGGCCACUCAUGUGAACACUAGAGAUGAGGAUAAGUACACCCCUCUUCAUCGAGCAGCCUACAGUGGAAACUUAAAUGUUGUCCGUGAGCUGAUAGCACAAGGAGCAGAUGUGCACGCGGUGACCGUGGAUGGCUGGACACCCCUGCACAGUGCUUGUAAGUGGAAUAAUACUAGAGUAGCUUCUUUCUUGCUUCAGCACGACGCAGAUAUCAAUGCCCAAACAAAAGGCCUCCUGACCCCCUUACAUCUCGCUGCUGGGAACAGAGACAGCAAAGAUACCCUGGAACUUCUCCUGAUGAACCGCUACAUCAAACCAGAUCUGAAGAACAACCUGGAAGAAACAGCAUUUGAUAUCGCCAGGAGGACAAGUAUCUAUCAGUACCUCUUUGAAAUUGUGGAAGGCUGCACAAAUUCUUCACCUCAGUCUUAACACUUCUGAUCCUUUUCUUUAAGUUUCGAAGUACCAGUGCCUCUUCUGUGUGAGAUGUGAAAAAUCCCCGUAAUACAAAGUUGACAUCAAACAUCUUACAACAAAAAAUUCAGUGGUACUCAUUAUAUAAAUUCUUUCCAAGUGAAUUGCCUGACCAUGAUGUCAGAAGUGUUUUGAGAGUUGUUUGCGUUGAUCUUUAAUGAUUUCUGUGGAGUGUGUGAUUUUUAUCAGAAAUAAUUUUAACUAAAAAACCUGUCACGGGUUGUACAGAAAACUAAUGAUAUUUUUGGUGCUGAUCCAAGAAAAACGUAUUUUUAAAUAUUCCCCAUCCUGAAUCUUUGUUAAAGAUUUUUGUGAAAGUAUUUAGUAUACUGACAUGUAUUUUUAUAAGGUAAGGUAACUCAGAAUUUAAUUUAAAAGUCUUCAAUAUACUGGUGCAGUUCAGCUGUCUCCUCUGUGUUACCAUAGCCAUUUGCUUUCAUUUUAAACCGUAAGAACUAACAUAGCGUCUUGAAUCUUCCUAAGUUAAAAAACGGAUGUUUGUCUUUUAGAACCUAGACCAUUUUCAGGAAAGUAGUUAGCUGGGUGUUUAAUCCAUGAAUGUUGUAUACUGCCUCCCCUACCACAAUUCACACAAUCCUAUGGACAGUCCUACCUCACCCAGGUCCACCUACAUAAUCUUUAUUCUACUGGUGAGUCAGCGUGACCUUUCAAAUACGAACACAAUGAUACCUUGGUCCAAGAGAUCGUAAUGUAUCUACUAUCUUGCUGGUUUUACCUGCCUAAGCCUCCUGAUUCGGUCACUGCUUAUAUAGUCUCUCAAGUUCACAGGAAGUAUUGAUUUUUCUAGGGUCCUCAUUUUAUACAAAUUUUACAAAGGGAAAGAGACAAGGGAAAAGGAAUUCCACGAGUGAGGGGAUGAUUAUUAGGGCUAAAAACCACAAAGUGGCUCAGGCUUUUUAAAAAACCCAGAGUGUGGAUAAUGACAAAAGCAUAAAUAUAAGUAUUCAAAGAAAUAAAAGUUUCAAACAACAGAAAAGGCCAUGAAUUCUUUUUUUACCUGUAUACAUCUUCCUUGGAUCCAUAACAUAUUUAUUCAUCAGCAUACAUUUAUUUAAUCUCUACUCUUAGCCUCUCCAGCAGUGGUUUCCCGUUGGCUACCUAGCCCCUCUGUGACUAUUCCCAAAAGGAUUUCUCUUAACUUUUCGACACAAGAACACACUAGAGAAAGGGAGCUACAUCAGUGGCUCUUCAGUUACACCAAGGUUUGUCUCUUUUGAGCCAGCCCUUAUGAUCCAAUCACCCUAGACUAAGUAAGAAUGUUAUUUAAUCAAAUAUGUGGGGCAAUAUUUAGCUAAGAACAAAAUGGGAUCAUCUCAGAAAAGUUAAAAAUAAUAUAUGAACUGAAUCAUUGUGAUAAACAGGAUCUCAAGAGUUAGGAGAGCUUCAAUUUUUCGUGAUCUCCGGCUAGGAGAUGCUUAGGUUUUAGGGUAUCAAUAUCAAUGACAGGAGUUUUGGUAGAAAGUGAGAGGUCACUUUCUGUUUGAUCUGGCCCAAUUUAGUGAUACCAAAUGGCAGGUAAGCUGAUAGACAGUGACAGUAGAAUAGGACCCCAUCUAUCCCAGUAGACUGCUAAUUGAGACUGCCUAAUUAACUUAAAAUCGCAGAGCCAAUAACUCCUUUAUUAAUUGGAAAUGAGUUGCAUCCAUGAUUUUAUGUAAGCUUCCCACUUAAGUAUGGAGCCAAAGAAGCCACCUCGUUUCGGAUCAGGAACUAAGAUGUGACUACUCCCUUGUUUCCAGGCCUCAACACUCAACCAGUGCAUGGAAAUCCCUGAGGACAGAAAUUAGAUUGCUUCCUUUACUUUCCUUAGUAUUCACUAGACUCUUCUGUCUGCAGAAGUAUUUACUAAUAAUGCUUUUGACUAUAUUACUUACCUGUACUUUCCAGUUUGCUUUAAGAAGGCUAAAUAGCUGUUUGCAAACAAAAUUGUCUCUAAUCCUACAAACUUUACCCAAAGACUUAAAAAAAAAAUCUACGUUUUUCACAACCAAGGGCUUAAUUAUGAUUAAGUUACAUACUUGAAGAAGAGGUAACUUUCUGUCAUUGUUCAAUGGACACAUCAUAAUUCUUAUGCCCAGCGUGAAAUUAGUUGGCUUUGCUUUUUUAAUCUUAAAUAUGCUUCUCCAGGGAACUUUCUGGCCCACAACCUACCACUGUGAUGGGAUUUAGAGUCUUUGGAUGUGAAAACAUCCAUUUAUCGACCAAUUAUCACAUCCCCAACUAUACUAAAUCAUGAUCAAAAGAGGCCCAGAGAAGUAACCCUUGCUCUUGAGACUUAUGUCCAAUACCAAAAUGAAACCUCUGGAUUAAUUUUGGAUUCCUGACCACAUAUACCACCUUCACCCUAC